GAGCCAGCGAAAAAAUUCGCAGUGUGACGUCACUUGCCCAUCAUUUACCACUGUAAACACAGUCGCGUGCGGCCAUGGAAUACACCGUCAUUAACAAUGUCAGGGACUUGCACUUAUGCGGGUCGAAGGUCCAAUUAGCUAACAUCCGGACUCCCAAGCCUGGGAAGAGGCUCGACUUCACACACAUGCUGCAUGUUGAAGCCCAUGUCUUGAGUUCAGAGCUGUCAGGCUCCAGUCGUGGAAGGUCACAACUCUGCAGGGAUUUGUCCUACUCGUCUUUCUUCCAGCAGAUUCAGCUCAGCAAGUCCUCACUCCUUCUCCUGAUGCACUGAACCACAAUAUUAAGCUCAGCUAGCCUCGAGCUAAAAAUAGACCGUGGUUUCGAGGGGAAGAGAAUAGCUCAGGACAGAAGUCUUUCAUUUGACUUCAUAUAGACGAGCACCACAGCUUUGAAGUGCACGUGUAGGAGGGCCUCUGCUCGUUCAAGUGUUAUGAAGUGGAGCUCACAAUGUUUAAUGUGGUCUCGGAAAUGCCUCACAAAACAGUCUGAGCUCCUCAGCUCAGGUUCAGAGUGUAAACAGUACCGACAGACACCGGCCUCCACCGGGAAGACACGUUUAUAUACAGCAAAUCGCUUUCGGAUGGUGUGAGAGGCUCCGUGGCGCCUGUUAUAUGGAAGUUGUGGCGUGCAAGGCGAAAGAGAGCAGUUGCACAUUGCGCCCCGCAGCAGCAGCAGCAGCAGCCAUGCUUUUCCACGGCAUCUCCGGUGAACACAUCCAAGGCAUCAUGGAGGAGAUGGAGAGGAGAAACAAAACGGAGUCUCGCCUAGCCAAAGCUGUCCAGAUGAACGGAAGAGAAACAAGCAUGCCGUCUGUGAGCCCGGAGAAGCCUGCUCUGUGUGCCGGAUGUGGAGGUAAAAUCUCUGACCGCUAUUAUUUACUGGCUGUGGAUAAACAGUGGCACCUGCGCUGUCUCAAGUGCUGCGAGUGCAAACUGGCGCUGGAGUCCGAGCUCACGUGCUUCGCCAAGGACGGCAGCAUUUACUGCAAAGAGGAUUACUACAGAAGGUUCUCCGUGCAGCGGUGCGCGCGCUGCCACCUGGGCAUCUCGGCGUCGGAAAUGGUGAUGCGCGCGCGCGACUCCGUGUACCACCUGAGCUGCUUCACGUGCACGUCGUGCCACAAGACGCUGAGCACGGGCGACCACUUUGGCAUGAAGGAGAGCCUGGUGUACUGCCGCCUGCACUUCGAGAGCCUCGUGCACGGGGAAUACCAGCACCACCAGCAGCAGCACGCGCAGCUCAACUACGCGGACCUGGCUGCCAAGGGCGCGAGCUUGGCGCUGCCGUACUUUAACGGCUCGGGCACGGUGCAGAAGGGCAGGCCGCGGAAACGGAAGAGCCCGGCCAUGGGCAUAGACAUCAGCACGUACAACUCGGGUUGUAAUGAGAACGAAUCCGAGCAUCUGGAUCGAGACCAGCAGGCAUACGCUCCAUCGCAGAAAACCAAACGCAUGCGCACGUCCUUCAAGCACCACCAGCUUCGCACCAUGAAGUCCUACUUCGCCAUCAAUCACAACCCUGAUGCCAAGGAUUUAAAGCAGCUUGCGCAGAAGACGGGCCUCACCAAAAGAGUGCUGCAGGUCUGGUUCCAAAACGCGCGGGCCAAAUUCAGACGGAACGUUUUGCGGCAGGAGAGUGGGGGUGUCGAGAAGGCUGACGGCACGUCACUUCCCGCACCCUCCUCCGACAGUGGUGCUCUGACCCCGCCAAGCACAGCCAGCACGCUAACAGACCUGACCAAUCCCUCUAUCACCGUAGUCACCUCAGUCACCUCUAGUUUGGACAGCCACGAGUCCGGGAGUCCCCCGCAAACGACCCUGACGAACCUUUUCUAACGCAGAUUUGGGGUUUUGUCCUUUAUUGUUUUUUUUGUUUGUUUGUUUGUUUUUUUUGGUUUUGUUUUGUUCUUCUUCUUUCAAUUUCCUCCCUUCCAAAUGUGGCUUUUAUUUUUUGUUGUUGUUAUUUACAAAAACACUCUUACGCAACCAAGAGACAGAUCCGUUUGAAGACAAAGUAGUCACCUCAAGUCAACUCUAUUUUGGACAGACUGUAUUUUGAUUUCGCAUAAAAGAAAAAAAGAAGAAAAAAAAAAAAAAAAACACUUCGAAAUUUUGAUUCACAUCCGAUUGAAUUUUUUUUGUUUGUUUACAUUUUUUAGACAAACCCAUUCAAAUCAGCUACAACUGAAUUAUAAACAGCUACAACUCUGUAAACCUUCUUCUUCUUCUUUUUUUUUGUUUUGUUUUGAUUUGUUUUUCUAUAAUUUUAUAAAUUUGACAGAUUUCAUUUCCAAAUCAGCCAGUGACAGUCCCAUUCCCACAUACUAAAGUACUAAAACAAACGUGAGGGUCAGUUUAAUGUGUAGCACUUGCAACCACUUGGCAGCUGAGUUUACACGUGUGUCAAUUUAUUUUUUAAUUUUUUUUCUCCUUUUGUUUUUAACGUAUUCGCCAUGUCAGCGUAGUGUCGGCAUGUUUUAACACUUCAUCUGCGAAAGUGGAAACAUGUCUUAGACGACGCGCUUUAAAGCCACGCAGAAAAUCCUUCAUUCCGUUUGGUAAUUUUUGAAAAAAAUUUAUUGGAUUUUUUAUUUAUUUAUUUUUUUUUUUUACUUUACAUUGAUGAUCUGCAUUUUAUUUCCAAAAGCAUUUCGCAUUUCCAGUGACUGUAGCUUUAACAAACACUAAUCCCAUUGCCGUUUUUACACUUUAUACUUUUUCGACUCGCGUGCCAGGUGGUGCUUCAACCUCAAGAUAGCAUUGUCAUACCAGCCUGACUCUAAUUAGGGUUCAACAAUAUCAAAAACUGUGCAGUGGUAACUGUUAAAAAAAACAACAACAAACAAACCCCAAGCCUGGAGAGCCCUUUAGACCACUUUUUGAUGGGCUACUCUUAGAUGGGCGCUACAAACAAGUAUUUUGGUGUAUAAAGUAUUGAAUUUUUCGGUACGUUCCAGCUCCUAUUAAUCGCUAUAGAGUUCCAGUUUGCUCAGUGACGACAAAGUUGCCAGUGAUAAGCGCGGUACAGUGGUGGAGCUCAGGGUGAUCAUGAGAUUCAACACAUUUGGAGAUGGGAAAUUUAGACUCCAAUUUUUUUUUUCCUUUUUUUAAAAAAAAAAACAAAAACAAAACAAGUAUCACUUUUGAGCUUGUGGUUUGCAGGACCGAUGAAACAAACACCACUUACGAUUGGAGAAAGUUAGUCAUAUAUAAAA
Ictalurus furcatus (blue catfish) is the source of this 3275-nucleotide messenger RNA. RefSeq names its product LIM homeobox 9 (gene lhx9). The record is from RefSeq and is a predicted model, not a curated record. The transcript is spliced from 9 exons. Gene Ontology annotation, cellular component: nucleus. Gene Ontology annotation, biological process: regulation of transcription by RNA polymerase II; neuron differentiation. NCBI's taxonomy places the organism in Eukaryota, Metazoa, Chordata, Actinopteri, Siluriformes, Ictaluridae. Gene Ontology annotation, molecular function: RNA polymerase II transcription regulatory region sequence-specific DNA binding; DNA-binding transcription factor activity, RNA polymerase II-specific. Bases 673 to 1896 code for a protein of 407 amino acids.